Messenger RNA from Purpureocillium lilacinum, 4023 nucleotides. RefSeq lists its product as uncharacterized. Gene Ontology annotation, molecular function: flavin adenine dinucleotide binding; oxidoreductase activity, acting on CH-OH group of donors. The record is from RefSeq and is a predicted model, not a curated record. Lineage: Eukaryota; Fungi; Ascomycota; Sordariomycetes; Hypocreales; Ophiocordycipitaceae.
AUGAAGAUCAUCGGGCACCAGAACAGUGCCACAAACCUCAAGCACACGCGCUCGGCCUGCCCGGUCGGAGAUGCCGACGCCAAUUCAGCAACGCGGAACACCAGCGGCACGUACUUUGCCCAGCAGCGGCAGCCAUGCUCUGAGACGAUAAAGAGAGCAAGCACAGAAUGCUCGGGGCCUCCUCGCAUCUCAAAACCGGUCGAGCUAAUUCUUCCAUCCUACGACUGCGUCGUGAUCGGGUCGGGAUAUGGCGGAGGCGUUGCUGCCUCUCGAAUGGCGCGGGCCGGCCAGUCAGUCUGCCUCCUGGAGAAAGGAAGGGAGAAGUGGCCAGGAGAGUAUCCUGUUAGCUUCGGCGAGAUCUCAAAGGAGUUUCACGUGUCCGGUCGAUUCAAAGCCGGGCCAGUCACCCUUCACGAUGUCGACAACCACAAAGACACUGGGCUCUACCACCUCAUGUUUGGUCAUGACCAGAGCGUUUUUGUGUGCAAUGGCCUGGGAGGCGGCAGCCUGUUGAAUGGGAACAUCUUCCUCGAGACUACCAAGGAGGUCUUGGCGAUGCCAUCUUGGCCGAAGGAGAUACGUGACAACCCUGGGUGUUUGUCAGAAUACUACGAUAUGGUGAGAGACGUCCUGGAGCCGGAGGCGUAUCCAGCGAAUUGGCCAGAGCUGCGCAAGAUGAAGGUCUUCGAGAGCCAGGCCAAAUCAUUGGGCCUCGGUCAGAAGUUCAUCAGAGCCCCUCAAACAACGCGCUUUCGAUCUGGACCGAACAGCACAGGCGUCAACAUGUCUGCCUCUACAUCGUCGGGCCAGGAUUGCACAGGCGUUAACGACUGGUCGAAGUCCUCUACUCUCGUGACAUACCUCGCUGACGCCUGGAACUGGGGCGCAGAGCUAUUCUGCGAGUGUGAAGCGAGGUACAUUGAGAAAGUCCAAGACGAGCGUGGAGGCUACAUUGUCUAUUUUGCCUGGCACGGCCGAAAUCGCCAACAGUUCUCGCAUAACUUCCGGUCCGAGUUGAUGUGGGUUUAUGCAAAGAACGCCGUUUUCCUUGGAGGAGGAGCCAUGGGCACUACAGAACUCCUGCUGCGAAGCAGGGACAUGGGCUUGCGCAUGAGCGACCAGGUUGGGCGAAACAUGAGUGGGAACGGCAACAUACUGGCCUUUGGAUACAAUUCCCGGAGUGAAGUCAACGCCGUUGGCUCAGAACGACCGAGUCGCUUCAAUGCAGUUGGGCCGACAAUCACGAGCAUGAUAGACUGCCGAGGUGGCCAUGCGAACCCCCUGGAUGGCUUCGUCGUGCAAGACGGAGCUAUUCCACAGGGUCUGGGUGCAUUCUUCCAGAUCCUCUUGCAAUUCCUCCCCGCCUUCCAAUCUGGCUACGGUAGGACAUUCACGCAGCGGCUCCACGCAAUCAUGGCCUGGUUGAAGGGCAUUCUCAUGGGAUGUUUCUUCAACACUGGAGCGCUGCAUAGAACGCAGGCAUUUGUUGCGAUGUUGCACGACAGCAAUCAGGGCUCACUGUGCCUUGAGAACGACAAGCCGGUCUUUAACUUUGCCGGAGCCGGUCGCAAUGACAGAGUUCGCAAGGUCCACGCAUUUCUCAGCAAAAUCUCCGAAGCCAUCGGGGCUGUGUUGAUCCCGACCCCUUUAUAUUCUCUGAUGGGUAAACAGCUCGUCACUGUUCAUCCCCUUGGCGGCGCGGGAAUGACCAGCGAUGGCUCCGGCGCUCGUGGCGUGACAAACCACGUUGGCGAGGUCUUUGUCGGCAACGCCACCGCGGAGACCUAUCCCGGCCUGGUGGUCACGGACGCCGCAGCCAUACCGCGGGCGUUGGGUGUUAACCCCCUCGCCACCAUUACCGCUCUCGCGGAGCGUGCCGUUGCCAAUUACGCAGCGCAGAAUGGUCUGGUCAUCGACAAAACGCGCAAUGGCAUUCUUGACCUGUACGAAAAGCCGCCGAUCUGCCGAAGUGAACAAAUAUUCCCCGAGGGGGGAACGGUUGAGCCACUGGUGGCCUCUCUGUGCGAUGCUGUUGGACAGAGAGAGCCGACCGUCAGCUUCACAGAGCUGAUGUCCGGGUUCGUGCAUCCUGGGCGUGUUCUCACACGCGAUGACAAAAGGACGUACGAGUUGGCACACCACUUGGGAAAGUGCCGAGACGAGACGGCGAGGCUAUUUGUCAGUGUCACCGUGCCGUGCUCUGAAGCAGACACCGCCGGAACAGACUAUCCUGGCAUCAUGACGGGCACCUUUACCUGUCCCAGUCUUCGCGGCUCACCUUUUACCAUCUUGCGAAGCAAAUUCGGCGUCUUUGAGUCAGACGACAGCGUAAGCGGCAGCGGAAAGCUGGUUUACGACUUCGAGAUGCUGGGCGUUAACGGGAAACGACUCCAUUUCCAUGGAUACAAGGUCACCGACCCAUCCAUCACGCUUCGGCCAUCACGGCUAUGGCAAGCAACGACAACAUUGUAUGUGAGCAUCACGGACCCAGGCAUGGACCCAGGCCAGACCACCGAUAAGGCGAUGAUCGCUGCUCGGACCAGGACGGCCUCGCCGAGGUGUAUUGUCACGAAUCAAAUGAAUGGGCCAUAUCUCCGGCCGCACCGAUCGCCAAUCGCCAUGGGCAUCAUCAACGUUCACUUCGCCGACUUGCUACCUGCCGCACGGACUUUGACAGCAAGCGGUGCGAAUUUCGUCGACAGAGCGGCCAAGCUAUCGACAUACCUCGAGAGAUUGUGGCGACAGCCGCUUCAGCUGUUCCUUAGCCCUUUCAUGCCGCUACAGUACCCUCUUGACGAGCAAGUCGGAUGCAUCAACUUUACACCUCCAUCGCGAACGUUUACCGUUGUAGCAAGCGAUGGAGUGGCCUCCAAGCUGCACAUGUGGGAGCCAGAUCCCUGUGCCGUCGCCAGAGACGAACACGGCGCGCCUGUACCCGUGAAAGACCUCUUCAUGAUUCCGGGCGCAAGUGUCGACCAUCAAAUUUUUGCUCUUGCGACAAUCCCAUUCAACGCGGUCAAUUACCUGACGCGCGCCGGCUACCGCGUCUUUGUGACCGUCCACCGUAUCGGCCGUCUGGAGACGGCGCACAGUUCCUGGACAACGUAUGAUGCCCGCCUCGAUAUCAAGGCGUGCCUCGAGAUCAUACGCACGCUACAUGGCCGGCAAAAGAUCUACACAAUCGCCCACUGUAUGGGCUCCGUGGCAUUUGCUUGCGGGCUUCUGGACGGCACAAUCCCCGCCGAGUGGAUUCUCGGCAUCACCUGCAGCCAGGUCUUCAUGAACCCGGUCUGGAGCACGGUGAACACGCUCAAAGCCAAGUCUCCCAUACCCCUCGACUGGCUUUUCUCAAAGUUGGCAGGCCCAUUCUUUGACUGCUCGACAUCAGUCGACGACAAACUUGUGCACCAGGUCUUGAACCAGUUCCUGCGGCUGUAUCCCCAGGAGCGGCACGAGAUGUGCAACAACGCAGUUUGUCUCCGCACUACCUUCUUAUUUGGACGAUGUUGGAGCCACCACAACCUCAAUGAGGCUACUCACUCGCAGAUUGAUCGCGUGUUUGGCGGUGCCAAUGUUAAUCUCAUGCACCUUCUCAUGCACAUGGGCACGCGCGGUGCCGUUACCAGCAACGCGCCUGCGUACGAGCCCCUCGUAACACCAGAAAAUAUUCAGAGGCUCCGGGGGAUUCCAUUUCUGUUAUUCAAUGGCGCGGACAGCUCGGUUCUCAGCCCCAAGGCUGCAGACGAGACUUACAACACGCUACUUGCGACUUUUGGCGUAUCGGCGGGUGUCGAUGGGGCAGGGGUGCAAUAUCGCCGGAGGAGCGUCGAGGGAUACGGCCACCUCGACUGCUGGAUGGGGGUGAACGCGUGGCGGGACGUGUAUCCAUUCGUGCGCGAGGAGGUUGACCGCGUUGUCCGCGGUGACGAGUACGUGUUUCGUCAGCCCAACGACAGGUUUACUGCCAUGGUCGAGGCUGAGAAGCAGCUAAAUUGGGUGGGCGCGGCGUCUUCUGGAAUGUGA